CAGAUUUUGAUUUGUUACAUGUUUCUCUUUGCAGCAGAAUCUAAGAAAAUCCAGAAAUGGAGUCAUCGUCAGGGGAUCUCGAGGGCAGCAGUGACGAUAUCACAGGAAAGAAGAAAUCUAGGCUGAAAUCUCUGAAGAUCCGACUCUUUGGCAAGAGGAAAGGAGGUGGAGGACGGCGUAAAAUGAGCCAGUCCGCCACUGACGUCUCCCAGGGGAAGGAUGAGGAGCUGGACCUAGAGGACAGUUUCAGCAGCAACUUGGGGUCUCGUGCAUUGUCACACGAAAGCAUCUUCCUCGCUGAGCAGUGUCUGUCGUCAGCUGAACCACCACAAGGUCUGUCUCAAGAAAACGUGCCCAGUCGUGUCAAAACCUUGCAGAUGAAACUACAACAGCAGAACCUACGACUCGGUCAGCCCCCUCACGUGAUGUCCAUUAAGAGACCCGAGGACACCGGGGGUAGCUCAGAAGACGACGGGCUCCCGCAAAGCCCUCCUGAAAUCGUACUCACUGAGGUUUUACCUCAGAGAGCACCGCACAAGCCCAGCAGCCCAACGGUGCCCGUCAUCACCACUCCCUCAGAUCACGGGAUCGAUUUCAACACCCCUCCACAAUUCACUCCCUGCCUGGACAAUUCCGCUGCACGUCACCGUAUGUCCGUGAAGCCCAGGAACCAGAGAGCCAGCGCUAAAGUCAGGAAGCUGACAUCGCAGCCAGAUUCUCGAGCUCGAUCUGAAAGCAUGAGCAACAUGGAGCAUCCCAAACCUAGCGAUGAAGAUGAGAAAGGUCUUGGGGUCUCUAAGGAGCCCAUCCGUUUUCGAUCCCAUUCCACCCAGGUACUACAGACACGGGAGAGCCCUCCUCCUCGCCCUGAUGAGAACCAUCUACUUACCUCCAGUCACAGAUCUCUGAAGGAGCCUCCUCCCUCUCCCAUGCGACCUCUAGUCCAGCCACGUCCAGUCGUGACUGACACUGUUAUCACAAAGUCCACCUUUCAUUCCCAGGCGCCUGUCACAAAGGAGUCACAAGAACCUCCUGUGGCUUCUGUUCUCAGUUCUAGAACAGAGGCAGCUCCUGUUGUAUGUCCAGCAGCUGAUCCCCAAAACAAUCAAAUGGCCCUUGAGACUGUUGGAACAAAGCCCCCUGCCUCUCCAAGGCUAAGGAGUGCGAGUGGCACCAGACAAGUUGGAGAAAAUCUUGGUAUUUAUCCUCUAAAACCUGCCCCAGCUAGUGCCCCAUCAACUGCUGUUCCCCAGGACAAUCCUGCUAGUGAUGAAACUGCGGACAAAAAGGAGAAUAUGAGUUUAAAUCCUCAGACUGAGCUUCGUCCAAAAGUUCAGCCAGUGCUGGCAGUUGGACCCUCAGAAGGCUUGCCCUUGGAGGCCACUCGAAUGAGGUCUUUCAGCAAAAAUGAGAAAGCUCCAGUCAAAGGAGAAGGAGAGAGUGGGAUGUUGCCACAAACAGCCAAAGUAUCAACCAGGCAGAUGGAUAAACCAGACAAAGUUGUGGAGAAUAUGGUUACUAGCCAACUAACACCGUCUGCAUCGCCACGUUUUACUAUUUCCUCUGCACACAAUAAAGAUCAACCUAAAAGGGGGAGCUUCACCGAUACCUCUGAAGAAACAGGAGCUAAGAAAGACUUGACAAGACCAAACUUUCCACACCAAGCUUACAGUUCUCAACGUGUUGUCCAAAAGGGUGACAUGAAAGCUGAAGAACUACCUCCUACUCUCCCCGCUGAGAUGCCCUUUGGUAGGAAUUUGGAACCCAAACCAUUGCAACAGGGGAACAGCAGUGGUUCAGAUCUGGAGGAGUCCUUGACUCCCCAUGAGAUCGGAGAGGAGGCCACCGAGGAGGAGGGCCAGGGCGCCGUGGAGGAGGCUGAGGAGGCCCACGAGGACCUGAGAGAACAUAGAGAGGAGGAGCCGACAAAGGGAGAAGGAGAGAAGAACGCCUUUGGAGUGAAGUUGCGCUCCACCUCACUGUCUAUGAAAUACAGACUUGACUCCGGUCAGUCAGAGGUCAGCGUUAAACGGCAUAGUGCUGAUGUUAGCACGCUUAACACAACACAAUAUGGCUCCCAGGCUGGUCCGAAGGCCGGCAGGGCAGGGUCUCUGACCAAGCCUGCUGCUUCUCCAUGUUCCGAUCCCGGGACAGCCAUGCCAGCUGGGCAGAACAUCACAUCACUCCCAUCUACUGACAGGGCUGGAAGCAAGUUAAGAUCUAGGUCCAUUAGGCAGGAAGGUGAAGCAAGCCAAUCAACAGUUGUGCAUCCCCCCAAGAAUGCGUCCAUGCCUUCUCCAUCAUCGGAAGUAGUGUCUGCAGCUUCAUCUUCAGAGGAGGCUGGUCCAUCUCAGCCAGAUGAUGCAUCACCUACACCUGUGAAAGAGCCAGAAGCUGCCAGCUCUGACUUCUCAUGGAUGAGCAUGGCCAUGGAGAAGACCCGCACCAUUCAGCAGCUCAUCACCAGCAAACUCCCAGAGUUCCCUGAAGGACCCAUGCUGCCAGGGGCACCUCCGACCAAAAAGGAGUUCAUACCUUCUCCUACCACGGAGGGAGAUCCUGCACCCUCGCCCUCGGUCAAGAGGAAGUCUGCGUCCUCACCCACUAAGAAGACACCGCCUGCACCCUUUCCCUCAAAGGAGGCUGCACCUCCACAAUCGAAUGAUGUAGACUCGUCAGCCCCGUCUGCUAAGGAGCCAGAGGCAGCUUCCUCUGAGGUGUCCUGGAUGAGCAUGGCCAUGGAGAAGACGAAAACCAUCCAGCAGCUCUUCACCAGCAAGUCCCCGGAGUUCCCUGGAACCCAGACCGCCACAAGAACCACGCCUACAACUGAAACCCCGCCCCCUGUGUUACCACCUGCUCCAAGAGCAGCCCAGGUUACCAACGGAGAAAAGCCAUCUGCCCAGCCGAGCAGAACGCCCAAACAGACUGCGCCACCAGAUACAUCACCUACAGAAACAAGCCCGUCAUCAACAACUGCUCUGUUCAAAUUUAAUUCCAAACCAGCACCCACCAGUUCAAGCCAGUCAGCUGCAACUACCUCCAUUAUAAGAGGAACAUCGCUCCGAGAAGCACAACCCAAACCCACACAGCCUAGCAUUGUGUCAACACAACGGAGUAAACUGGCUCAGUCUCAGCAGAUCACUGUACAGUCAAUACCACCCUCUGCAGAAUCCAAUUCCAAAGCGGAAACUACCAGUUCAAUCCAGUCACCUGCAACUCCCUCCAUUGUAAGAGGGACAUCGCUCCGAGAAGCACAACCCAAACCCGCACAGCCUAGCAUUGUGUCAACACAACGGAGUAAACUGGCUCAGUCUCAGCAGAUCACUGUACAGUCAAUACCACCCUCUGCAGAAUCCAAUUCCAAAGCGGCAACUACCAGUUCAAUCCAGUCACCUGCAACUCCCUCCAUUGUAAGAGGGACAUCGCUCCGAGAAGCACAACCCAAACCCGCACAGCCUAGCAUUGUGUCAACACAGCUGAGUAAACUGGCUCAGUCUCAGCAGACCACUGUACAGUCAAUACCACCCUCUGCAGAAUCUAAUUCCAAACCAGCAACCACCAUUUCAAGCCAGUCACCUGCAACACCCCCCAUUGUAAGAGGGACAUCGCUCCGAGAAGCACAACCCAAACCCACACAGCCUAGCAUUGUGUCAACACAACUAAAUAAACUGGCUCAGUCUCAGCAGACCACCACACAAUCAAUACCACCCUCCGCACUCCUGAAUAAAACACAACCGUCCCCACCUCUCUCCUCCAACCAGUCCAUCCCUCACCCAUCACAGCCCACCACUAACUCACAUCUUUCGUCCAGCCCAAAGCCACCAUCCUAUCUAAAGCAGCAGAGCCAGCCAGCUGCACCGUCUGUCUCACAAGGUGGCAGUGAUGGUGGACGUUACUCACUGAAGAAGAGGAGUGAUUUGCCCCAAACUGCCCCAGGCAGCGGCAGUGGGGCUACUAUAGCAGCAACAGCAGCACCAGAAGGUCUGGGGCCUCGAGCGUCAGGGUUGGGCAGCAAGGGCGCCUUCCUGGAGAAAUGGGGAGACAAAGGAGCCUCUGCAGGCACCAAGUUUGAAGUAUCGAAAGCCACCUCAGGGGCUCAAUCGUCACCUGAGUCUUUGACAUCAGUUAGACCUGGACUGCUCAGCAGAGACUCAAAGACUGACGCAGACUUGGUAGUCGCUAGAGCUGCAGAUAAAGAGGACAGGCCACUGAAGAGGACACUGGUCUCCUCGGCCUCACCCCAGCAGCCUAGUUCCGACGGGAGCCAGCCAUCCUGGAUGGAGAUGGCCAAGAGGAAGUCUUUAGCGUGGAAUGAUAACGCUCAGGGAAGCAGGAAGUGAGGAAAUGGAACAGAGGGGGGGCACAAUGACUGCACCUGUCCAUCAAGCCGAUGCCAGUGGUAGGCACAGUGCUGCUGCCCAUACUGUUUCUCUCAAGCAUAAUUUACAAUGGCCCCGAUAACACCCUUUGUGGUUCAGUGUUUUGGAGCAAUGAAUUGACUUUUUGACCUCUCAACACCAUGUUUUUAUUCUGUAUAUUUCUGCCAUUAAUUUGUGAUGCCCUUAAUUAUUUAUUUGAGAGGUGUAUAAUUUAAGGUGAAUAUUUAUUGUAUUUAAAUGGCAAAUAUCUAAAAUUUACAUACAUAUUUAAGAUUUGUGUGAAUAUAAAGUAAUUGAAUUGUACAGUUCAUUAACCAACCUGGUUUAUUGCAUUCCGUUGACUUGGUUGGUAAUCUGUUCAUAUGAAGCAAUGCCA
Sardina pilchardus (European sardine) is the source of this 4758-nucleotide messenger RNA. RefSeq names its product cracd like a (gene cracdla). The transcript is spliced from 9 exons. Lineage: Eukaryota; Metazoa; Chordata; Actinopteri; Clupeiformes; Clupeidae. The coding region runs from base 57 to 4343 and encodes 1428 amino acids. The record is from RefSeq and is a predicted model, not a curated record.